Messenger RNA from Tripterygium wilfordii, 1190 nucleotides. Its product is annotated as F-box protein At5g39250-like. Gene Ontology annotation, molecular function: protein binding. NCBI's taxonomy places the organism in Eukaryota, Viridiplantae, Streptophyta, Magnoliopsida, Celastrales, Celastraceae. The coding region runs from base 251 to 1000 and encodes 249 amino acids. The record is from RefSeq and is a predicted model, not a curated record. The transcript has 2 exons.
AAAAACGUAAAGAUAUACAGAAACCUAGGGUUUUUACCGGUGUCAACGAAACCUAGAGUUAUUACCGAGAAAUUUGGUGCUUCAGUUUGCGUACGGUCGAUGAUUCUGCUCCACUCCUCGGCUGUUCCGAUUUCUGUCUCCAUCUCCAUCUUUGGGAUCAGCUGGAAUAUAUUGUCUGGUCUUUUGAUGCUGUAAGUGGUUGCAAGAGCAGGCUGCGUUCUUGUUUUGAAUUGUUGUUUGGAAGAAUAAAAUGCCAUGUGAAGAAGUUUUGAAGGCCGUUUUUCCUUUCCUGGAUGGCAUAGACCUUGCUUCUUGUAUGGCGGUUUGUAAGCAAUGGAGAGACACUGCACAAGAUGAUUACUUCUGGAAAUGCCUUUGUGCUAUGAGGUGGCCUUCAAUAUGUAAACGACCAAACCCUCCCACUGUAACCUACUACAAACUAUACCAGACAUUUUAUAAACGUCAGCAUCGUCGAACUUUGUUGCCGCCAAGGCUUGCAGUUGAGGAUUUGGAGUUUUUCAUUGAUAUUUGGACCGAAGAUUUGUUGAUCUUCUCAGAUGUUGUUCCAGGUCCUGUUCUUCAGUCUGGAAUUCAGGUCCCACCUUCUGGAAUAUCUGACAUGCUAAGAUUUCACCUUGAAGGUCCUGAGUACAAGAUGACCUUACCUGUUGAACCUAGGUUCAGAAUUCCUUUGAGCCAGACUGUGAGUGUUUCAGUGCUUGUGGGGCGAAGAGAUUCCAAUAAAGUCGCUUGUAUAAUUAGUAAGUCUAUAUUUGAUUAUGUAGAUCGAACAUCCUAUCGGGCCCUCGCAUAUGACUACCUUGACUUCUCCCCCUGCUACCCUUUUCUAUCUGGGAUUCGAGCCUGGAUCUCUGUACUUUUCAUGGAAGAUGGAAAUGAAGGAGUCAUUGAUGUUUUUGGGAUCGAAAUGGAUUUCUGUGAUGCCGCGAGCUCUAAGGACGAAGUUCUAUGGUUAUUAGAUAUGCUUGAUUGGAAGUGAAGGAAUCGUUCGCCAGCUGGGCAAAGAACUAGUUCAAUCAUUAAUGUAGUAAUUGUUAUCCUAAAUUGUCAAACUUGAAUCAUUGUUUAAGCUUCCUGACCUUUACUGGGAAAAUGGAUGGAUGUUUCAAUUUCUUCUUGUACAGAUCUUUUAUAUUCUUUAUCAGUAAAUGAGAACCGUUUUUGUAGUC